Molecule: messenger RNA, 447 nt
Organism: Pedinophyceae sp. YPF-701
Lineage: Eukaryota; Viridiplantae; Chlorophyta; Pedinophyceae
Source: the annotation of a GenBank genome assembly
AUGAGCUGCCAGGUCCGCGUCGCGGCGUCGGCGUCCGUGGAGUCCCGCGCGUCCGCGCGGCAACCGGUGCCAUCACCCGCGGCCGCGCCGCUGCUGCGGUGCCGCCGCGCGGUGGCGGGCGCGGUCGCCGCGACGGUCGUCGUGGCCAUGCCGGCCCUGGCGAGCCCCGAGGAGCAGUUCGCGAACAAGUGCGUCGGGUGCCACGCCAACGGAGGCAACAUCGUCGCGCGCAACGCCACCCUCCAACUGCCGGACCUGCAGCGCAACGGCCGCGACACGGUGGACGCGAUCUACGAGAUCACGUACAAGGGCAAGGGCAAGAUGCCUGGGUUCGGGGAGAACUGCGCCCCCAAGGGGCAGUGCACGUUCGGCCCCAAGCUGACGGACGGCGAGGUGCGCGACAUCGCGGAAUGGAUCCUGGGGAAGGCCGAGGCCGGCUGGCCGUGA